AACUUAUUUCUUAAUAAUGUUCAUUAAAUUAAAUCAUGAACAAUAAUUGUUUUUCCAGAAUUUCCCAAUUAGAACUAAAGCAACAGAUAGACUCCUUGAAUGAAGAGCUACAGAAUGUGCGAGAGGCUCUGAACAACCACCCUGACCUGGACCCCUAUGUGAAGAAGCUAAUAUCUUGUAAACACAAAGUUACUGUUGCUUUGAAUGUGUUACAAGCAUCACAGGAUAGACUGAAUGAAAUUAGACGGAUGGUGAACAAAGAGAAGAGUGUUAGAACAACUGUUAUCACUGAGCCACCUCCAGAGCCUGAGCAGGGCACCAGCGGAGUGGUCUCCGAGAAGGGAAGCAUUAACUAGCAACAUGGAGACCCCAUACCAAAACCAUAUCAACAAAGCUGACUUUGACCAUGUCUACGAACCAGCCGAGGACAGCUUCCUACUCAUUGACGCCUUAGAAAAAGAUCUA
This is a messenger RNA of Trichoplusia ni (cabbage looper), 465 nucleotides long. RefSeq names its product SNARE-associated protein Snapin-like. Gene Ontology annotation, cellular component: synaptic vesicle; BLOC-1 complex; BORC complex. Bases 36 to 356 code for a protein of 106 amino acids. Gene Ontology annotation, molecular function: SNARE binding. Gene Ontology annotation, biological process: synaptic vesicle exocytosis; endosome to lysosome transport; lysosome localization. The record is from RefSeq and is a predicted model, not a curated record. NCBI's taxonomy places the organism in Eukaryota, Metazoa, Arthropoda, Insecta, Lepidoptera, Noctuidae. The transcript is spliced from 2 exons.